Messenger RNA from Parascedosporium putredinis, 264 nucleotides. The record is from the annotation of a GenBank genome assembly. NCBI's taxonomy places the organism in Eukaryota, Fungi, Ascomycota, Sordariomycetes, Microascales, Microascaceae.
AUGACGAUUGGUUGGGGCAACCUGACGGGCGUGGUGAGCUCCAACAUCUACUUUAGCGGGCCGAAAUUCGUGGAGGGCCACGCGGUGGUGUUGGGGUUCCUGACCGUCUUCCUCUUUGGCGGGUCCGCGGUCAUGUUGGCGGCCCUCGCGUUUGAGAAGAGGAAGCGGGCGUCGGGACAGAGGGAUGGAAUCUUGGAAGGGAAGAGCGAGGAGGAGAUUGGUGAACUUGGGGAUAAGCAUCCGGGGUUUGUGUAUACUCUUUGA